GCCGCGGCCGCGGCCGCCGCCAUAGAGACUGUAGCCCUGGAGACUGUUACCAACGCGGGGCGACACGCAGCGCCGCCGCCCGGGAGCCGCUGCCCGAACCCCCGGCCGAACUCCAGACCUGAGCAUGCAGAAUUCGGACAGUGGAUCGGAUUCCCCCGCAUCCGUGGCUCUACGGCCUGCAGCGGCCGCCCACACUGUACCAGCAUCCCCGCAGAGGGUGCUGGUCCAGGCAGCGGGCUCAAUGCCCAAAGGCGCCCCGAUGCAGCCGAUCGCCCUCCCCAGAGUCCAGCCCAUGCCUCAGCAGGUGCAGCACGUGUACCCCGCGCAGGUGCAGUACGUGGAGGGGGGAGACGCUGUCUACGCAAACGGAGCCAUCCGAGCGGCCUACGCCUACAACCCUGACCCGCAGAUGUACAUGCCCAGCAGCGCAGCUUCUUACUUCGAGGCCCCAGGUGGCGCCCAGGUGACAGUGGCAGCCUCAUCCCCACCAGCAGUCCCCUCCCACGGCAUGGUAGGCAUCACCAUGGAUGUCACAGGAAGCCCUAUCGUGUCUGGCGCCGGAGCCUACCUUAUCCACGGGGGCAUGGACAGUACAAGACACUCCCUGGCCCAUACCGCUCGCUCCUCACCUGCCACGCUUGAAAUGGCGAUUGAAAAUCUCCAAAAAAGCGAAGGAAUGGCCCCUCACAAAAGCGGCUUACUCAACAGCCAUCUGCAGUGGCUCCUGGACAAUUACGAAACGGCCGAGGGCGUGAGCCUGCCCCGCAGCUCCCUGUACAGCCACUACCUGCGCCACUGCGAGGAGCACAAGCUGGACCCGGUCAAUGCCGCAUCCUUCGGGAAGCUCAUCCGCUCCGUGUUCAUGGGCCUGCGCACACGGCGCCUGGGGACCAGGGGCAACUCGAAGUACCAUUACUACGGCAUCCGCCUGAAGCCGGACUCCCCACUGAACCGACUGCAGGAAGACACACAAUACAUGGCCAUGCGCCAGCAGCCUGUGCACCAGAAGCCCAGGUACCGGCCAGCCCAGAAAUCAGACAGCCUUGGGGACGGCGGCUCCCAUAGCGCUGUGCACAAUACACCCGAGCAGGCCGUGGCGGCCCAGGGCCAACACCACCAGCAAUACAUAGACGUGUCCCAUGUGUUCCCAGAGUUCCCAGCUCUGGACCUGGGCAGCAUGCUGCUGCAGGAGAGUGUCACGCCACAUGACAUCAACGCACUGCAGCUGGCAUACCGCCGCCACUGCGAGGCCACCUUAGAUGUUGUCAUGAACCUCCAGUUCCACUACAUUGAGAAGCUAUGGCUGUCCUUCUGGAACUCCAAAGCCAACAGUGAUGGCCGCGCCUUGUUAUCUGCCAGCGAUGAGGAGCCAGAAGGUGCCAUUCUCCCCAAGGAGAAGCUCAUCUCCCUGUGUAAAUACGACCCCAUCCUCAAGUGGAUGCGUAGCUGCGACCACAUCCUCUACCAGGCGCUCGUGGAGAUCCUCAUCCCUGAUGUGCUGCGCCCAGUCCCCAGUUCCUUGACACAGGCCAUUAGGAACUUUGCCAAGAGCUUGGAGGGCUGGCUGACGAACGCCAUGAGCGACUUCCCACAGCAGGUCAUCCAGACCAAGGUGGGGGUCGUCAGUGCCUUUGCCCAAACACUGCGGAGAUACACGUCCCUCAACCACCUGGCACAGGCUGCACGCGCUGUGCUGCAGAACACAUCCCAGAUCAACCAGAUGCUCAGCGACCUGAACCGCGUGGACUUUGCCAAUGUGCAGGAGCAGGCCUCAUGGGUGUGCCAGUGUGAGGAGAGCAUGGUGCAGCGGCUGGAGCAGGACUUCAAACUCACCCUCCAGCAGCAGAGUUCACUGGACCAGUGGGCCAGCUGGCUGGACAACGUGGUCACCCAGGUGCUCAAGCAGCAUGCGGGCAGCCCCAGCUUCCCCAAGGCCGCACGCCAGUUCCUGCUGAAAUGGUCCUUCUACAGCUCCAUGGUCAUCCGCGACCUGACGCUGCGCAGCGCUGCCAGCUUCGGCUCCUUCCACCUCAUCCGGCUCCUGUACGACGAGUACAUGUUCUAUCUGGUGGAGCAUCGCGUGGCCGAGGCCACCGGAGAGACGCCCAUCGCUGUCAUGGGAGAGUUCAAUGACCUGGCCUCCCUGUCAUUGACACUGCUUGACAGAGAGGACAACAGUGAUGGUCAGGGUCACGAGCCCGACGGGGACAGCCACAGCCUGGGUGAGCCCCUGGUGAAGCGGGAGCGCAGUGACCCCAGCCAUCCACUGCAGGGCAUCUAGCACCUUCCUCAGGCGCCUUCCACACACUUCUGGAAGGUGUUGCCCAGCCCACUGGGAACCUGAACCCCGGCUGCUCCACACUAGUGCCUCUUAGAUGACAUGAUGUUUAACGUGACUUCAGGGGCCCCCCUCCCUGGGGUGCACCCCCUCAGAGGACCAGAGACUGUUGGAUAAGAGAUGACUGAUGCUGCCCUGCUCCUGCUGAGGUCUCGCCCAGCUGUCCCCUGGCCACCACAGCCCCCACCCUCAGCUGCACGCACGAGCCUUAGAGGGUGUUCCCAGCUGUCCAGGGAGACACUGAGGCCCUGCCAGGGCUUCUGCUCGACUCAGCUGGUACUAAUUCCUACCAUAAUUUAAAAACAACAACAACAACAAAUAAAAAAAAGAGUACUCCUGGCAGAGCCCAGAGGGAAGGGACAGCCUCUCCCCACCAGGUCCCAAGCACGGUAGUUCCCAUGGGUCUCCUCAGGAAUGGAGGCCCUGGCCACAUUGUGAAGAGUGAAGGACCGUCUACAUGUGCCUCAUGGCCUCUCGGCCACAUGUCCCCCGCCAGACCUCCACGGGGCUGACUGAGGCACAAGAACCAGCCAGCCCCGUCUGCACAGGCCAAAGGCCCCUUCAGCGGCAGCCCCCGCAGCUGACCCUGGCAGGGAUCUGGGCUUCUGUCCAAGUUCACAGUCAACAUCAAGCCACCCCCAGUGGGCCUGGAAUGGGUUUACUCAGGGACCCGGGUGGCUCUGUGCCCCCCACAGGCAGCACCCACCAUGUCGUCAUGUACCGCAGUGCCUGGUACCCUCCUCAGUCUUCCAGUGUCACCCUCUGAAUAAGCCAUCCUGGAUAAACCCCGGCAAACCCCAUCCCAGCCUCUUCAAAGUCAAGCUCUUCCAUGGGGACAAAAGAGCUUACAGACUUCCCAACAUGUGACUGUCGCACUGCAUAGGUGACCAGCAAGAGCUCCAUCCUGAGACAGGCCUCAGGCCGAGGAUAAGCCUCCUGAUGAAACACAAGUUUCUCUUUCUGGAAAAAAAAUGUUUGUACCAAUAGUUUUGUGCUGUAAUUGUUCUUAAAAGGUUUCUUAUGAAUGUGGACGUGACAAGGUGUCCCGUCCCCCAUGUUCUGUUGUCGUUCCUCAGCAGGUAACUAACGAACUCUUGUGGCCUUUCAACUUGUUUCGUGACAAGCAAGAUGCGUGACCCCUGCCCUACUCUGACUGCACAGCGGGGAGAGGAGGCGACAGGGAGGGAGGACACGAAGCUAAAAGUCCCUUAUAGUUGCAGUGUUUGUCUGGUCUUAAGCAGCUCAAGACUUCAAUGAAAUCCGACACCGAGAAUAUCUAAAGUAUGGUCUCUCUGGGAGACGGUUAAGCUCACAGUGAAUGGAUUGUAAUUGACCGGCAUUUUUUUCCCCUCGUGGAAACCAAUAUAGACUGGGUUUUUUGCCUUG
This is a messenger RNA of Jaculus jaculus (lesser Egyptian jerboa), 3724 nucleotides long. It is a transcript of the gene Rfx2, whose product is annotated as regulatory factor X2. Gene Ontology annotation, cellular component: nucleus. The record is from RefSeq and is a predicted model, not a curated record. Gene Ontology annotation, biological process: regulation of transcription by RNA polymerase II. Gene Ontology annotation, molecular function: RNA polymerase II cis-regulatory region sequence-specific DNA binding; DNA-binding transcription factor activity, RNA polymerase II-specific. Bases 125 to 2281 code for a protein of 718 amino acids. Lineage: Eukaryota; Metazoa; Chordata; Mammalia; Rodentia; Dipodidae. The transcript is spliced from 18 exons.